GUCAGUGGGAAACAGACAAAAACGGUUUGAGUGAGUCCACUCUUGCCUGCUAAUAGGCUGAAAGGAACACACAGAGACAUUAUUUUAGCAGAAAGAAUAUAUUUAAUUUAGGAUUAUUUACUCUUUCUGCUUCGUUCACUGAAGGAAUUUACGCUCUCAUGUUCAACUCAAGAAUCUUCAGACGGUCCACUUCGGAAUUUCAUUGAAGUACAGAGAACAGACGCGCCGAUUGGAUUUAUGUAAAAGUGUAAUUCACAUGCAUUUAUACCACACCUGGAACUAUUUUGUAUUGUCACCUUGACAAGAACGGAUAGAAUUCAUACGCCUGGAUGGUUAGUGGUUGAUACUUUCAACACGAUGAUUCUCUAAAAUGCUGAGGGGCGGAGAUAUAAUUGAUACGUCAGUUCUUCUUGGAAAUAUUCAUUUGCACAGAACUUUCUGCCACUAAACGUGCUUUUAUUGUUUGCUCCCUUCAACAUUACACAUCAGGAUGGAUACUUUUGUGUUACAUGUCUGCUCGUUUCGCUGAUCUUUGAUGAAUAAAGAAAUAACGGAACUUCUGUUUUAACCAGAUUUCCGUAAUUCAUUCUUAUCGACGUCCAUAUCAACGGAAUUUUAUUCUUUAGAGUGUUUAUAAACAGUUAACUUGCUUUGCGUGCAAAAUGGUUGUUCCAAGUCUGAAGUCAUCAAAUCAUUGUAUGUUUAUCAUCAGUUGUGUCAUCCUCUUUCUUGUGUCCGGUUCAUUAAGUAUGUCAUGGCACAGGACGAGAUCAAGGAGAACUUCCAAUAACCUAUCUGCAAGAAAUCGCAUUCCAGAUGUAAACGAAUGUUUACCAAAUCCAUGCAAACACGAUGCAAGUUGCCAAGAUCUGAUCAGGGAUUACAGGUGUGUAUGUUUACCUGGGUACUCAGGUAAAAAUUGUGAGGAGGAGGUAGAAGAGUGCGCUAGUGAGCCAUGCAUGAAUAACGGUCUCUGUCAGCGAGGCUUUGCGGGAAAGUUCUUUUGUCACUGCUCACCUGGUUUUACAGGUACAUUUUGUGAACGGACGAUCAAUGAAUGCGAUUCAAAUCCAUGCAAACAUGGUGGGGUCUGUGAGGACGGACUGAAUUUCUUUAAAUGUGAGUGCAUCGAUGGUUGGUCGGGUCAUACAUGUAAUCAGAAGCUGGACAGUAGAUGUGGAGAUGUACCGUGUCAGAAUGGAGGAGACUGUAGAGAGAGCAAACAUGGAUAUAAGUGCUUCUGCCAAGUCGGUUUUGAAGGGAAAUACUGUGAGCAGCAAGUCGACGAGUGUAAGAGUAACCCAUGUUUAAAUGGAGCGCUCUGCGUCGACGGGACCAACGGCUAUACAUGUUUGUGUCCAUUCGGUUUCCGGGGAGUUCGUUGUCAACGAAACGUUGACGACUGCCGACAGAGCCCUUGUAGUCACGAUGGCACGUGUGUUGAUCUUCUGAACGAUUACGCAUGCAUAUGCGCACGGGGUUUCUAUGGUAAAUCGUGCGAAUAUACUGUCAAUGAAUGUGAAAGUAAUCCUUGCAUGAAUAAUGGCCUAUGCUUAGAUUUAGACGGUGAUUAUGAGUGCAACUGUCCGCAGAACUUUGGUGGGAAGAACUGCGAAGUAGAUAACUUUGACCCAUGCGCAUCCGAACCGUGUAACAAAGGUUCAACUUGUAUCAAACAGGACAAAGGUUCGUUUAGCUGUAUAUGCAAAAAGGGAUACACUGGACAAUGGUGUGAACGCGAGAUAAACGAGUGUCUGCGUGAUCAGUGUAGGAAUGGUGGCACGUGUGUCGACCUAGUAGGAGAAUAUCGAUGCGAUUGUCCACCAGGUUUUACAGGGAAGCACUGUGGAACGCACACAAAUGAAUGCUUGAGUGCGCCGUGCGUUUACGGCAAGUGUCGCGAUUUGAAAAACGAGUUUGUCUGUGACUGCUUGCCGGGUUUUACUGGCGACCUCUGUGACACGCCAAUUGAUGACUGCCUGGAGAUGCCCUGUUUGAAUAAUGGCACAUGUGUUGAUCUCUUGGAAGGGUUUGCUUGUUUUUGUCCACAAGGAUUUAAAGGAAAGUUGUGUGAAGUCUCACUUAAUAGAUGUUUUCCAGAUCCUUGUUUAAAUGGUGGAACAUGUAUAAACAAGGAAACGGAUUUCUACUGUAAAUGUCCACAAGGAUUUACCGGCAGAGCAUGCGCAAUGGAUGUUGACGAAUGCUUGAUGGACCCCUGUAUGAACGGUGGCUUAUGUAGUAAUCUUCCGGGAAGUUACUCUUGUACAUGUCCAUUUGGGUUUACAGGACGUUUGUGUGAAACAUUUAUUGACGAGUGUGAAUCGAAUCCAUGUCAAAAUGGCGGAAUAUGUGUAGACUCUGUUCAUUCUUUCACGUGUGCGUGUCUCGAAGGUUUCCAUGGUGAGUUAUGCGAGCUUGAGUCAAAUGAGUGCGAAUCAAACCCGUGUCUGAAUAACGGUGUAUGCUUAGAUAAACGCGCGGGAUUUACGUGUGAAUGCACCAUAGGGUUCAGUGGAAGACUUUGCCAAGUGAAUCUAAAUGAAUGUUCAUCGUCUCCGUGUAGGAACGGCGGGACUUGUGAGGACCGUGUGAACGGAUAUAACUGUGAAUGUGUCGGAGGAUUCUCAGGAUCGAAUUGCGAAAUUGAUGACGAUGAAUGCGCCAACAAUCCCUGCCAGAACGAUGCUACAUGCUUACAAGGAGUGAAUACAUUUAGUUGUUACUGUAAACCAGGGUACACCGGCAGCCUAUGUGACGUCAAUAUUGAUGAUUGCCAUCAGAAUCCCUGUUUUAACGGAGCUACAUGCAUUGACAAGGUAAAUGGGUUUAAGUGUUUGUGUAAAACAGGAUUCACUGGUAAGACAUGUAAAAACGAUACAGAUAACUGUAUCCACAACCCGUGCAAGAACAACGGUCUAUGUCGCUAUACCGGAGGUCAGCGCCAGUGCAUCUGCCAGCCUGGAUUCGCUGGAUCUCUUUGCGAAGAGGACGUCAAUGAAUGCCAGAGUAGCCCUUGUAAUCACGGCGUGUGUAUUGAUGGAUUAGACAGCUACAGAUGUUACUGCAAUCCAGGCUAUCAUGGUGCCACAUGCGAACAUGAAACAAAAGAAUGCCGAAGCUCACCCUGCCAAAAUAACGGCGAAUGUAUUGACGAGGUAAACGGCUUUAAAUGUGUUUGUCCCGCUGCCUUUGAAGGUGUCGUAUGUGAACGAAAUUUUGACUUCUGUACUUCUGAUCCAUGUCGAAAUAACGGUCAGUGCUCGGCUAUAAGUGGUGCUGGGUACGAAUGCCAAUGUCGACGCGGCUUUGAGGGUUCAAACUGUGAACUGAAUAUCAACGAAUGUAACAGUUCACCUUGUAGAAAUGGCGGAAAAUGUGUUGAUGCUAGCGCCAUGUUCUUCUGUGUCUGUCCACCUGGCUACUCUGGUGAAACCUGUGAAGUGGACAUUAAUGAAUGCGCAUCAAAUCCGUGCGUUAACAUUAAUUCUACUUGCAUCGAUUGGCAAAAUUACUAUGAAUGUGUUUGCCCGGACGGGUUUGAAGGGAAGCAGUGUGGGUAUGAAGUACUUGAGUGUGCGUCAGAGCCAUGUCUUAAUAAUGGCUCUUGUGUUGAAGGUAUCGGCGGCUAUCAUUGCACGUGCGUUGCUGGGUUUGAAGGCACAAAUUGCGAAGUUGAUAUAUACGAAUGCAAGAGUAGUCCGUGUCAACAUGGUGGACGGUGCGAGGAUGCUGUGGAUGGUUACUCGUGUGUAUGUGCCACGGGCUACGACGGGGAACAUUGUGAAAUAAAUAUCAGCGAAUGUGUCUCGUCUCCGUGUCUAAAUGGAGGAACUUGUAUCGAUAAGGUUGCGCGGUUUUCUUGUCUUUGCGCAGAAGGUUUCGGUGGACGCUACUGUGAGAAUGACAUCGAUGAAUGUGCGUCAAACCCUUGUAGAAAAACUGGCGAAUGUGAAGACCUCAUAAACGGGUUCAGGUGUCGGUGCGACUCUGGUACGACCGGUGAGCUUUGUGAGUUGCAGAUAAAUGAAUGCGAUAGCAGCCCGUGUUCUAAUGGUGGGACCUGUAUUGACCAAACAAAUGGUUUUAACUGCGUUUGUACCAUUAGCAACCAUGGUGAUACCUGCCAACAUUGGACCGACGCAUGCACACGUCAACCGUGUAAAAAUGGCGGAGAAUGCACCUCGCAAUUUGGUAAUUUCACUUGCGAUUGCCAACCUGGCUUUACUGGAAAGACAUGUGCGAUAAAUAUUGACGAGUGCGCAUCGAAUCCUUGUUUCUAUGGCAAUUGCAUCGACGGUAUCAAUUCGUAUCACUGUACUUGUGGGCCAGGAUUUUCCGGCUCGAGAUGCGAAAUGAAUAAUGACGAAUGCAAACAAAAACCAUGCGCUAACGGCGCUAUAUGCGUCGACCAGGUUGCAGGUUACAGAUGUAUUUGUAUGCCUGGCUAUGGUGGAUUAGGUUGUAGAGAAGUUCAAGACCCUUGUUUGUCGAGCCCAUGCAAGAAUGCUGCCACGUGUAAGCCACAGAUAGGCGGAGAUUUUGAAUGCACUUGUCCUUAUGGUUUUACCGGUAAAUUAUGUGACUUGAAAUAUUUAGAUUCCUGCGCAUCGUCACCAUGCCUACACUGUGGUCAGUGCGUAGACACGUUAGAUGGAUACGUGUGCAGGUGCAUGCCGGGAUAUAAUGGCACGUGGUGUGAAAAUGUAAUAGACUAUUGUCAGAGUUUUCCUUGUUGGAACAGAGGGGACUGUCUAACGGAAAUCAACGGAUUUAAGUGUAUUUGCCGAGACGGUUACCAAGGAGACGUGUGCGAGUUGACCAAGACAAUACCAUGAGCAGCGCCACCAAAGAAGGCUAACUCUACCAUCAAAGUUGAAAUCAAUAAUACCGCACUGGACUCAAUUAAAGUUGUUACCGUACUAUAUCACGUGAAUGUAGUACCCGCAUUCAUCCAUUCACUACUGGUGAAAUGAAAACAUCAACAACUAUCCUGCGAUUGAUUGGGAUAAGUGCAUAACCUUACGCUGAUAGACUUACACAAUGAACGUUAGAAUGUACUGACCCAGCAACUACUGUAUGAAUGAAAACUUAUUUACGAUUACGUUGGGAUUUUAAUCAGUGGUAUAUAUUAUUAGGAGAAAAAUUAUAAACUUUCUUGCAGCAAUACUGAAAUAAAUAUAUAGGGCCUUCAUUAUUAAAUUGUAGAGAUGAAAAAAUAUGCGACAUUUUAAAACAGCUGAGCUGUUGCUUAAUAUGCCUAUGACGCUUUAUAUUUUAACCACUCGGUAACACUGGGGCUAAUUGCACCCAGACGGGUUACACAUCAAGAUAAUACACCAAUAUCUAAACACAUAGGCCUACAAGAUCUCAGAAUAUAGUAAUGAUAAUUAUAUAUACAGUAAAGGGAUAGACCAAUUGCAGUAAGGAAUAAACCAUUUUGCAGUAAUGCUGAAAUAAAUAAUAGGUCUAGUUAUGGUCUAUAAUAAUAGGCCUAUACAAAUGCCUAUAAUACAUACGAAAUGACGAACCAAAUGUGUUAUAUAAUGUAAUACAGUAUUGUACUGUGUCUGUUUGUGAACAUUAAUGUGUACGUACUUUGUUACUGUUAAUAUGCAACUUUUGCAUAGACGAAUGUAUAUAGGCCUAAUUGUAGCUGAUUGGUUAAAGUUGCGCAAACUGUAUUUUAGGAUGGGGAAAGUCGAAAUUUGAAGACCGGCAAAUGAAAUCGGAGAUCAGGAGUGUUAUUUUUUUUUUCAAAAAUGCUAAAACCAAAGCUUAAAUGUGAUAAUGACCUAGAAUUAUCGAGAGUGAACCUACAUCUGUUAUGAAAGCACUCCUAUCGAAACAUAAACUACAGCUCACAAAUUGAUAGGAACUUUCAUAGAGGAUGAGUAUGUAGAGGGCGCUAGCUAGAUAAAGGGCCAUUAAAAAUAAUAUGUAAAAUCGUGUUCUAGAAUUAUAAUAUUCAUAAAUUU
Molecule: messenger RNA, 5978 nt
Organism: Anneissia japonica
Lineage: Eukaryota; Metazoa; Echinodermata; Crinoidea; Comatulida; Comatulidae
Product: neurogenic locus notch homolog protein 1-like
Exons: 10
Coding region: 663-4838 (1391 amino acids)
Biological process (GO): heterophilic cell-cell adhesion; establishment or maintenance of epithelial cell apical/basal polarity
Cellular component (GO): protein-containing complex; plasma membrane
Molecular function (GO): calcium ion binding
Source: RefSeq, a predicted model, not a curated record